GUGAGAUCAUCCGGACGAGUUAUCACGGGUUUGCACCGGCGUUGCAGUUAGUUACUGACACUGACAGCUACUCUGCCUUGACACACGUUAUGGCUUCCGGAACAGCUUUCGCUGCCAGAGGAGGUCGUCAUUUUUACAAGAGCGGGCCCAGGAACCAAGGCAGGAACAACAACGCAUCAAAGCCUUCACCGACCCACUUCCUCUGUCUUCCAAUUGGACAUCAUGUCCGUUUGCAAGAGGCCGUUUCGUCAUUUACGGACGGAUUACUGCAAUGCACGCCUGCGUUGCCUGGUCUUGAUCGCUCCAUCGUGAUUGCCCCUCGCCGUCUGCAUCUUACACUAGGGGUCAUGACCCUGGAUGAUGGCACUUCAGCAAACUUCAGCAAUGAGUCUGCGCCGACAACGUCCAAGACUCUUCAAGAUGCGCUCUCUUUAUUGCUCUCUUUGAAACCGCGUAUCAUGGAGUUGCUGUCAGGGAGUCGUCUGUGUGUACCUCUCCAUAGGAUGAACAUCAUGGAGCCCGACGGUGGCGAUCCCGACAAUGCACAUGUUCUGUGGUUGGGACCCUCGCACGGCAGCGAAGACGCUCGUCGGCUGCAAAGGAUUGGCGAUAUAGUGAGCACGACGUUUAGGGAGGCAGGGUUCAUUUCGGAACGGCGCCCACUCAAGUUACAUUGCACUGUCCUAAACACGAUUUACCGCAAGCCAAGGCCCAGGGGUCCCCGGCAACCAUUCUCAUACCGAGCACUGGUCAUGUCUGCCGCUGCACGCCCGUUUUUCCCUGCGCCGGCCCAAUUUCGCGAUGCGAUUGAGGUUGAUUUUGGUACGUGGGAUGUGGAAGAGAUACAGCUGUGUAAGAUGGGAAGCUAUGGACGCGAUGGGGAGUAUGUUAGUUGUGGUGGCUUUUCGUUAUUAUCAUGAGACACGCUAUCAUAUUUAGGUUGGAUGUGAGCCCCUGUCUUGUUUGCCAAGCAAG
Pisolithus orientalis is the source of this 975-nucleotide messenger RNA. Its product is annotated as kinase A anchor protein. Gene Ontology annotation, biological process: DNA alkylation repair; regulation of DNA-templated transcription. The transcript is spliced from 5 exons. The record is from RefSeq and is a predicted model, not a curated record. NCBI's taxonomy places the organism in Eukaryota, Fungi, Basidiomycota, Agaricomycetes, Boletales, Pisolithaceae. Gene Ontology annotation, cellular component: nucleus. Bases 90 to 920 code for a protein of 276 amino acids.